AUGCCUCAAUUCUUCGAUAACCCUUUUCCAGUCCCUUAUUCGGCAAAAGGAAGAUCCUACAGAUUUCUACGCUUGGAUAACGGCAUUCUUGCACUUAUUAUUUCGGAUCCUACAGAAGAUAUUGCCACCAUGUCACUUUCUGUCGCAACUGGACAUCAUGCCGAUCCUGACAAUGUUCCAGGUUUAGCACAUCUUUGCGAACAUAUGAUUUGUGUAAGCUCUAAAGAAUAUCCGCAAAUUGAUAGCUAUAAGACUAAAAUUCACGAGGCUGGAGGUUCCUGCAACGCUGUAACUGUCAACGAAAAAACUUCCUUCUUCUUCAGUAUUCCCAUUGUCUUUUCCAACAACAUUAAAGAAGGAAAAGAUGCUUUCGGUAGCGUCCUCGAGGUGUUCGUUUCCUACUUCAAGCAUCCACUAUUCGAUGCCAGCUAUGCUGAUAGAGAAGUCAUUGCUAUUGACAACGAACAUACUAAGAACUGCUCCUCAAUUAGCAGGAUCGGCUUCCAAGGUCUAAAGCUUCUAGCCAAUCCUGCUAAUGAGUUUCAUCGAUUCUCCACUGGUAAUUACACCACCUUACACGAAACCAUCUCAAGAAACGAUAUUCAAGCAAUUCUUAAAGAUUUCUUCAAAAAAGAAUAUCUUCCAGAACGUAUUGCUAUCGUUUUAAAAGGCCCACAAACCCUCAACCACUUACAAAAAUUGGCCGUCACCCAUUUCUCCACAAUUGGUGAAGAGAGAUCAGGCUUUGAAAAGCUUUUGAAGAAGUCCUCUUCUAAAUCGCAUACUGAAAACCUUCCGGAAGGUCUCUUAGCUUCACAUAUUGCAGCUGCUAUCUGGCUUCCGAGGUAUAAAUCAAUUAUUUUCACUCCAAAUCAAUUGGGAAGAUUCAUUAUCAUUUCAAAGGACGACUCUGAGCAGGUCUUGAGAAUCUUCUUUCCUUUUAAUAUUAGUGGUUCUGACUGGUCACCUAAGCAGCUAUCUAUCUUUGCUUCUUUCUGGUGUCAUAUCUUGGGAAGUGAAACUAAAUCCAGUCUCAACAGCUCAUACCUCAAACAAAAAUACAUUGGUGAAUCGGUCGCAAAAGCUUUUUCUCUAUCCAGUAACACCACUGUUUUGGAGUUGCAGCUAACUAUGACACAAACAGGAGUCAGAAAUCUGGAUCAUGUCAUUCAACUGUUUUUUGACUACAUGAGCCUGUUCGUGAAUCCAAGAGAUCAUAAAUUUGAACGUAAGUUGGCCAAAGCCUUUUCUCAGUUCAAUAGUAUCAAUUUGUACAAUUUCUUCCACGCCGAGAAUGGUGUUGGUGGUUUAAGUGAGAUGAGGUCACUUAGUGAAAGACUUCUUUCCUCAUUCAAAUCGCUAUCUCAGUGGUUCUUCUUAGGUUCACCGUGCUUCGAUGUCACUGAUGAAGGAUUUGUUGAUUCCUUUAAUCAAAGUAAAGCUUCUGAAGCAUUCUGGAUCCAUCAAACUCAAUCGUUCAAAGAUUUUGUGACCUUAACUUGCAAUCCCGAUAAUAUGCUACUCAGCUUUGUAGGAAAUUCCUUCAUCAUGGAAUCAGGAGCAUCGUGGAUUACGAAUCAAAACAUACCAGACUGUAAGGAUGAAAACUUCCAAUUUACCUAUAAGGUGGGUAGUUUUCCAAGUAAAAGCUGGAAUAUGAACACAGAUAGUGGCGUCUUCAGAAUUCCGCCUCCAAAUAGCUUUGCUCCAAAGAUCAUCACUCAGCAAAACAAAAUCUUAGCCAUGUUCGAAGCCAAUAUGGAAACUUCCAUGGGAGCAAGUUUAGGUUACGCAGUAAAGAAUAUAACCACUACAUCUGUUCCCGAAUUGAAGUACUUCGACUCUGGAUGUCAAUUCUGGAUUAAAAAAGAGUACGAUUCCACCUUUGACGAUAAAUUGUUUGUCAGCGUAGAAUUAUCCUCUCUUACUUCUGACAUUACAGUCUCUGAUAUCAUUGCUUUAGAAUUGCUAUGCAAUUUAGUGAAAAAUAGGCUUCGUGAAGAACUCUAUCCAGCACUCGUCAUGGGAUAUAGCUAUGAUAUAUUUCCAUCUUUGAAGGGAGAUAUAGGAGUAAUUCUUCACAUCUCAGGUCCCAAGCUGAAUAUUCUUAAAGUAUUGGGAUUGUUGGUCAACGAAACUAAGAUUGUAACCCGUACCUUCCUAAGCAGUGUCACUUCAGAAGAGUUCAGAGACUCCAGAAUUGAUGUGAUGAAAAAGUACAAAUCUGGCCAAGCAAUGCCUUCUCAUACAUUAGUAUCUCUUGGCUUGAUGGCGAUUAUGGAGCAGAACACUUGGUUGUUGGACAGAAGGAUUGAAGCUCUUGAAGAUUUAGACUUCACAACCACGGCGGCAAUAUUUCGUACUCUCUUCCACAGUUGUUAUGCAAGUUGUUUGGUUCACGGGGAUAUUGACGACAAAGAGAAGGUUCGGCAGGAGAUUACGCAAUGCAUUAGCCAGUUGGUUGACCACUUCGAUGGUCAAAACCAGGCUGCACCUUCAACAAUUUGUCUUCCCGAAAAUCAAAAUAUCACUGCAAAGUCGACAUGCAAAGAUCCAACAAAUGCCCUCGCUUACUUCCUUCAAACAUCAUUGAGAAGAGACAUGCAAUCCAGAACGCUAACCAAGCUUUUAUCCUUCAUUCUUUCCAACUCUUUACUCUGGAAGCUCAGAGUCCAAUAUCAACUUGGUUAUGUGAUCAUGGUUGGUCUAAGAACAUUUCGGAAAGUGGAAGGUAUUCAUAUAACUAUCAUGAGUGCUGAAUUGAAACCCGAAGCACUAGAAACAAAAGUUCAGGAAAUCAUUAUGGAGUGGUAUGUUGAAUUCCGUAAGAACUUGAACGAUGAGAAGUUUCAUUCGCAGUACAUCAGCCGCUUUCUUUCUGCGUACAGCAGUUCCAAUCAAAAAAUGAAUGUCGCUGGAGGUCCUUCGAGUUUAACUCAGGGUUCUUUAGUUUCUGGUGUUUCUGGAAGCUCUUUAGCAAGACAGCACCAAGGAUAUUGGGAUCAGAUAAUCAACAGAUCAUAUCAAUUCUCCCACAAUUUGACUGGUGAAGACUCAAUUGACGUAUCUUAUUUGAGAAACCUAAAAUUGGAAUCCUUUUUGACCUUCAUCGAGACCAAGAUCCUUCCAACAUCCAGGAAAAGGAUCAAAGUGUCUGCAAUGUUGUCAACCGAAUGUUCCCAGGAGGUCGUUGAACAGAUGCUUACUCCGAUUCGACUUUACUGUUUUCUUUCUUCUGUUGGCUUACCAAUCAAAAGGGAUAAACUUGAAGAAAUUCUUGAAGAAUCCGGAGAAUCUAAAGUGGCUCUCUGUAAAAACUUGCUUAAAUACUACAAACGCCAAGGUAGAACUUUUCGUUUGAUUACAGCAGGUCUUACCAAAUUGCCGAUAGCUGUAUUUCCAAGCACUAAUAAAAAGAUGUGGGAUGCCAAGAUGGAACAAACGGUGCCUUUUGAAAUUGAUAUCAAUCAUUUGCAAGAAUGGCAGAAGCACGUCGGUUUUGUUUGCGAUGAAAGCUUGGGUAAUCUUCUUGAAGAAUACAGAGCGACAGGAGUUUAG
Molecule: messenger RNA, 3558 nt
Organism: Brettanomyces nanus
Lineage: Eukaryota; Fungi; Ascomycota; Pichiomycetes; Pichiales; Pichiaceae
Exons: 1
Coding region: 1-3558 (1185 amino acids)
Biological process (GO): peptide catabolic process
Cellular component (GO): mitochondrion; cytosol
Molecular function (GO): metalloendopeptidase activity; metal ion binding
Source: RefSeq, a predicted model, not a curated record